AUGUCUCUCAAAGAAUGGUUGGGCAUCGACAAGAUACAAAAGUUGUUUAGAAUUGUGAAACAAAUGGGAGGAGUUAGGGCAGCUUUGAAGAAGCGAUACUUGAUGGAUGUCACCCGUGUUGGUACUCUUAAAGGAACCGACAAAUUUGGCAACAGAUAUUAUGAAGACAAUUCCUACUUCAUGCCGCGUAAUAGAUGGGUGGAAUAUCCAGACAAGGUAUGGCUAGAUUACGAUCCAACUCAAGUCCCUCCAGAGUGGCAUCGUUGGCUACACCAUAUAACCGAUGAAACACCCGAACAAAAGCCGCUGAAAACCGAGAGAUGGGUUUUACAACACGAGGAAAACCUCUCAAUCUUUCCGGAUAAGAAGUACGUUCCCUACUCGACUACGCGCACAAAAAUACAAGGAUGGCAGCCUGGUCAAAGGAAGCAAGAAUAGCUGCAUGCUAGAUUCUGAAUACUAGAUAGUUACGAACAUUGUGCUGGACUUUAGAGCUGUGUACAAUGAUAUUUCAUGUCCAUUCAUGAACAAAAGCAAUUCUAUAGGCAGC
Cylicocyclus nassatus is the source of this 550-nucleotide messenger RNA. NCBI's taxonomy places the organism in Eukaryota, Metazoa, Nematoda, Chromadorea, Rhabditida, Strongylidae. The record is from the annotation of a GenBank genome assembly.